Messenger RNA from Populus trichocarpa (black cottonwood), 1974 nucleotides. RefSeq names its product BTB/POZ domain-containing protein At3g05675. Lineage: Eukaryota; Viridiplantae; Streptophyta; Magnoliopsida; Malpighiales; Salicaceae. Gene Ontology annotation, molecular function: protein binding. The coding region runs from base 555 to 1850 and encodes 431 amino acids. The record is from RefSeq and is a predicted model, not a curated record. The transcript has 2 exons.
GCUUAUAGGAUAACACAAGCUCACUUUGCCUCUACCUAUCAUUUGCCAGCCACCCUUCACAUUUACAGGUUAAUGCCAAUGUCCCUGGUUCUAUUCUGUCAUAAAACUUCUGCCCUUGAGAAACAUAAAGAUUUACACUACCCUUGGCAAUAAAACUCGCCAAUUCGAUAGCCAGAGCAAGGUCAGAAGAGUCAUUUCAUGGUCAGGCCUUGGAGUUCUCAUCUCCCACGACUGGAAGCUUGAACUCAAGAAUCUCCAAAACCUAAAAAAGAACAUUUAAUAAAUAUUCUCUGCUGUUCAAACUCCCCCAACAUACCAGCCAUAAAUAGUGGGUUUUAUUCUCUACAGUUACAGCUCAAUUUAUCAAUACAGUUUGCGCAAUCAGGAUCUUUACAAGAUCAAGUGCUUGCUUGAAAGAUUCAAACUCGGUCUGUUUUUCUGGAAUGUAUGCAUUAUAUCUCACACCCCGAAUCUGUUCACAUCAGUCCCCUCGAUUUGGGUGUUUGUUCUUUCAAUUGCACAAAGUAUGAAUUUCUUAUUCCUUCCCUUCAUACAUGGACAAAACGGGAAAAGGCAAGCCGUGCGGAUUUGGAGAUGAGAACACUAGUGAUGUUGUUCUACACUUGAGAAAUUGUGAAGGAAGACCUGAAGUUUUCUACUCCCAUUCCCUUACCUUAGUAAGCAAGAGUAAGUUCUUUGCAGAUUGGUUCUCCAGUCCAGACUCUGGUAAAUGUGUUGAGAUUCACUGCACAGAGUUUAACUACGAUCAUCAUGUUAACUUCUUGAGAUUGCUGUACCUCCCUGUGGACUUGCAAUUGGACUCCUUGGACUCUGUUAAAUCUGCUAUUGGGAUUCUCGAGGUAUCUGUUGCUUUCAGCUGUGAAGAGGUCACAAAGAACUGCAUCCAUUACUUAGAGGCUGUUCCUUGGGAGGACAAGGAAGAGGAACAAAUAAUAAAAGCAGUCACCAAUCUAGGUCCAAUUGCCAUGCCCAUAAUUGCCAGGAUCAAACCAGUAGAUUUUACUGCUACCAAAAAUGUUUUUGUUUCAGCAGUUCGCUUUGCGACAUCUACUUGCGGGUCAUGCCCUCCAUUUGGUGAUGAACUUAAAAUCUCUGCUCAAGAACAAGUAGAAUACAUGUUAGGGGAAGAUGAGGACAUGCCAUUGGUUAUGGCUGAUGAUGAAGUAAAAUCAGUUGUGAGAGUAGGUCUUUCCAGAAUCUUUUCUACAUUUGAAAAGCAAUUAUCGUCCCUACUUGUGGAGUCUGACCUCACAUCUGAGACAGCUGAGGACAAUAUAUUGCAGUGUGUAUCUGAUCUGGAGUGGAUGGGCAAUUUACUUCCCAAGAUGGAAUUAAUGAAGGACUUUGUAUCAAACUGGGCUGAGAUCUCUGGCAACGUUUUGGGGAUACUUGAAGACAAGAAACUUGAAUCUCUCAUGUGGGGUUUGAAAGUGAAAUUGAUUGAAGUGAGCGGAAAGGCAUUAGAAGCAGUUGGUUAUGGCAGUGUGAUUCUUCCAGCUCCAGUUCGGGUGCAGCUGCUAAAGACAUGGCUUCCUUAUAUAAGGAAAAUAAAGCCUCUUUUAGAUUCUAAAGGUGCUGAAGACACGAGUUUUCCUCACAAGAUGGAUGAAGAUCUGUGCCAGAGUAUCGAAGGGGCAAUUGUCUCAUUGGUACUGGCAUUGCCAUCAAAUGACCAAGCUGAUAUCCUGGCGGAUUGGAUGAAAGCAGAUCAGGUUAGGUAUCCAGACUUGAGUGAAGCUUUUGAGGUUUGGUGUUAUAGAACCAAGUCGGCAAAGAGAAGAUUGGUCGAGGGCUUAGACAGGGUUGGCAACACAACUGUCAGCCUUUAACAAUCUAAUGCUGUUGUUACGUUAUUGUUUUUUUUCCUUUCCUCUUGAAUAGAUGGUAAUGAUUCUAUUUAUGUAAUCCUGACAUAAUCAAGUUCUAUCUGAUAUCUUGAUUUAUUUUCAUGCA